Hyalella azteca is the source of this 2456-nucleotide messenger RNA. RefSeq lists its product as uncharacterized. The record is from RefSeq and is a predicted model, not a curated record. Bases 713 to 2101 code for a protein of 462 amino acids. The transcript has 3 exons. NCBI's taxonomy places the organism in Eukaryota, Metazoa, Arthropoda, Malacostraca, Amphipoda, Hyalellidae.
UCGUACCAUUCGCGUUAUGCGAAAUCAUUUGAGAUAUGUCAAAUAUGAUCCGGUAUAAAUGAAAGGGUCCGGUAUAAAUGAAGAAAAUGGUUCUGUCAACCAUUUAUAAUUAAGUCUGCCUAUUAAUGUAACUGCCAAGUUAGGUUGGCAUCCUGAUCUCACCAAAUGUCUAUUAAUAAUCAAAGGAUUAACUUGUCAAAAUGUAAUCCGUGCGUUCGAAUUAACUCUUAUCGCAAUAUAUUUGUCUUAUAUCGUAAUAUAUAUUAUAUCGUUUUGUCUCUUAUUGUCGUUCUGUCUCUUGUCUUAUUUUGUCUAUUAUUGUUUUGUCUCUUGUCUUAUCGUCUUAUAUCGUUUGUCUCUUAUCGCAAUAUAUUUGUCUUAUAUCGUUGUAUUGAGCCUCGUUUUAUAUCCAUCUGUCUAAUACUGUUUCACAAUAUCCGGCAGACAAUUUUACGAUUCCCGAACACCAUUAUUGCCCUGAUUUAUAAUUUUUCUCCGGGGCAUUUUUUCCAUUUUUCCGAUUUUUUUCCUGGACACUCCUCUCGUCUUGUUAUCCCGGUUCAUUUUGAUGUAACGAUACUAAAAGUCAGUAGUCUAUCCUCAACUCUUUCUUUUUCUCAGAAGAGCGCAAGAUCACCAGAACUUUACCUACCCAUAAGCUGAUUAGUAGAUCGUCAAACGAAACCCUUUAAUAGUUCCUUCGUAAACCGUCAUGGACGCUUCGUCCGAAAUUGCUAAUAUCAUCGACGGCAACCGUCAGUUGAGGUCACAAGAAUCCAGUGACUCAAAUUCAGUUGACUCGAAGAUAAUUUCUUCAGCGGUUCCCACGUUCGAAGGAAAUUUUCCAUCUUUGUCUCCUGAAGUGCCUAUGCUGUUGCAAAGGCCUCCGUAUUUCACGAACGCUACGCUUUUUCAGUCCCCGUCACGCAGCAUGCACGCCUCUAACGUUGAGCGCUUAACCCUCCUCAAAGUUAUGUCUGAUCAUCUGCCUUCACUCGAGACGCGAGACACGGACGCCAAGACGGUCCACAGGAGGGCUUCCGUCUGGAAUGAAAUUACCUUGAAAUUCAACAAGACUACGGAAGUGAAACGGACUCGACAUCAAGUCCAAACUCUAUACAAGAACAUGAAGGCGAAGGCAAAGAAGUACCAGUCACGCUUACUGGAACACACGCUGGUGGAGCGCGACGCGGUUUCGGAGGUGUUGCUUAAGAUGCUCAACGACGAAUACCAGCAGCGCACGUCUGUCAUGCAACAGGCCGCAAUUAUGGCCUUCAAAGAAGAUAGCAGCAACUUCAAAGAGUUGCCUCUUGUCGCUCGCGACCCAUCGCAGUUCCUGAAGCAAGAACUGCUCGAGGCUUCAGAAGCCGACUCCAGCGCCGUAGCGUCGCCGCGAGCGAGCGUUGCGAGUAGCGCGGGCUCCCCGCGCUGUGAGAGUGAGAGCAGCGACAGCGCCGGCAACGAGCCUCCUGCCGACGCUGAACCGAGUGACCAGGCUUCUUGCAUUCAAGGAAAUGAAGUGAAAACUGAAGCUUGUGCUGGAGCUAUAUGUGACGAUGAGAGAGACAACAGUUUCCAGGCUGAAAAUUUGUUCGACAUUAAAGAAGUGAACUCUUCUCCUCAUCCCGAACCUGACCAGCAGCAAAAAGAUCAAUGUUCUCAAUAUUUAUCUCAGACUGAGAACGUAUUAAAUGAUGGGCAUGAAAUGGAUCAAAAUUCUAAUUUGGUUAAGUCGACGAAUCCAGUUGAAAAUUUAUCAAAAAAGAGGAAAUUAGAAGAAGUUGAAAGUGAAGGUUCGCACAAUCACCUCCUGACUCACGAUAGAGAUGGCGCACUAGCUGUAGACUUGACUAGCCUCGACACGGAAAUCGGUUCUACUUCUCCCAAGCUAAGAGCAUCCUGCUCGUUCAUGUUAAAUGAGAUACUGAAAAUGAGGCGAAUCGAACAUGAACUGAAAGUUAAAGUUCUUAAAGAAGAGCUGGAUUACAUCAUAGAAAAACGGAAAGAAGAAAAGGAAAUUAGAGCGACUGAGCAUAAAUUUCGCCUUGAAGAUUUAAGCAGGCAGAGAAAAGAAGGAUAUAUUGAUAACAAUCCCGAAUGAUUCUACCAACAUUGUGUCCUGCGUUAGCAUAUGUAUUGUUGAGUGUGAACAUUUCAUGUGGUUUAGUUGUUGCUUUUUUACGAAGAGUAUUACGAGGGCGUGGUUUCAAAAAUGUCUCGUCACGCUGAGCAGCGAUGUUAAGCCAGUUUGACUUCAAGUGAUCCGAUUUUCCUCACCAGAAGACGAAAAUGAUUGAGGAGACUGAAAUUGAAGGCAGGACCACAGUUGCGCAUUUUCCCUUAUCUCUCGUGUAACAGUAGCAUCAGCAGCCCACUCAAGUGGUCAAUAAGUGUUUGGAUGGCAACAGGUUUUGGAAUUUAUUCAUUUUGGAUAAGAUGACUCAUUCUCAAAAAUA